Molecule: messenger RNA, 3090 nt
Organism: Rosa rugosa (rugosa rose)
Lineage: Eukaryota; Viridiplantae; Streptophyta; Magnoliopsida; Rosales; Rosaceae
Product: probable disease resistance protein At5g63020
Exons: 1
Coding region: 221-2929 (902 amino acids)
Molecular function (GO): ADP binding; protein binding
Source: RefSeq, a predicted model, not a curated record
AAAGUCUUGGUCAUGAAGAUUAAGAAGCCCACCACCAACAACCCGAUCACUACUAUUUCCAGGUCUAAUAAUUGAGAUCGAUUAUUCUCCACCCACAUAUUUACUCUCUCUCCAGGCCUCUAUGCAUUUCUUCAAACACAUAUUGAACUCUUAGUAACCUGCUCAAUUAACUUGAUUUUCUUGGAAGAUCUAUCUUCUGAAAUUAGUUGAUAUUUAAGCAAUGGCUGGCAUCUUGUCAAUCAAUUUGUCUUCCGAUGCCUUCGUUUCUCGCUGCUGGGAUUCCAUUGUUGGAAGACAACAUUAUGUCAGCAAGCUCCAGAAAAACCUUGAAGCUUUGACUACUUCUUUAGAAGACCUUAAGUGUUUAAUGAAUGAUGUGAAGAGAAAGGUUGAUGUUGCUGAGCAGCAGCCACACAUGAAGCGGCUAGAACAGGUACGGAGCUGGAUUGUGAGAGUGGAAACUAUGGAGACUCAAGUCCACGAAGUUCUCAAUGGUAGAAUUCAAGAAACUGAGAAACUGUGUUGUGGAGGUUGCUGUUCAAAGAACUAUAUUUCCAGCUACAGGUAUGGGAAAAAAGUGGUCAAGAAGUUGCAAGAAGUCACUACUUUAAAGGAGGCCGGAGUUUUUCAAGAGGUAGCCGAGAGGUUACCUGCGCCCUUAGUCAGUCAAAGACCUAUUGAGCCAAUUGUGGGCAUGGAAUCCAUGUUUGAUAAGGUUUGGAGACACAUUGAAGAUGAAGAAGUGGGAGUGAUUGGCUUGUAUGGGAUGGGAGGGGUGGGAAAGACCACCCUUCUUACCAAGAUCAAUAACAACUUCCUCCACAGCACUAAUGAUUUCAAUCUUGUGAUCUGGAUUGUGGUCUCCAAGGACUUCAAACUUGACAACAUUCAAAACAAGAUUGGUGAGAAGAUUGGGUUUUCGGAUGAAACAUGGAAGCGUCAAGGGCAAGAUGUGAAAGCUGAGGACAUCUCGAUGGUCUUAGGCACAAAGAAGUUCGUGUUGUUCUUGGAUGAUAUGUGGGAGCGAGUUGAAAUCACCAAAGUUGGAGUUCCAUUUCCUGACAAACAGAACAAGUGUAAAGUACUCUUCACAACUCGUUCGGAGGACGUUUGUGGUCUUAUGGAUGCUCAUGUGAAGAUUAAAGUGGAGUGUUUGGCAUCGGAAAAGGCAUGGACCUUGUUUCAACAGAAAGUUGGAAAAGAAACUCUUCUAGUUCAUCAAGAUAUCCCUAGACUAGCUGAGGUUGUGGCAAAAGAGUGUGGCGGCUUGCCACUUGCAUUAAUUACAGUUGGUCGGGCCAUGGCUUGCAAGAAGACACCUGAAGAAUGGGAUCAUGCAAUUCAAGUUCUCAAGAAAUCCGCAUCAGAGUUCUCUGGAAUGGAAGAUAAGGUGCUCCGUCUUUUGAAAUUCAGUUAUGAUAGUUUACCAUCAGAGAAAGUUAGAUCAUGCUUCUUAUAUUGUGCUUUAUUUCCAGAAGAUUUUCUAAUACCUAAAGAUACUUUAUUAAACUGUUGGAUGGCUGAGGAAAUGUGGGAUGAACAUGCUAAUGUACAUGAAGGACGAAGUGAAAGUUACCAUAUUAUAGGUGUUCUUCUUAAUGUAUGUUUGUUGGAAGAAUAUAAACGGAACUUUGUGAAAAUGCAUGAUGUCAUCCGCGACAUGGCGUUGUGGUUGGCUAGUGAUCCUGCUAAAACAAACGAGAGUUUCCUAGUGCAUGCAAGUGCAGAUUUGAUUGAAGCACCCAAUGUUGGAAAAUGGAAGAGCAUGAAAAGAAUAUCUUUGAUGUCUAAUCGCAUGGAGCAUCUAGUUGAAACACCGAAUUCUCCUAGUUUGUUGACCUUGUUUCUUGGAGGAAAUAAUUUGAAGAAGAUUGAUGAUGGCUUUUUCGAUCACAUGCCUAGUCUAAAAGUUUUGGAUUUGUCUGACAAUAAGGAUCUAACGCGGUUGCCAUGUGGAGUUUCAAACCUUGUUUCAUUGCAGCAUCUGAAUUUGUCAGAAACUGGUCUAAAAGAGUUGUCAGAGGAGAUAAAGAACUUAUCAAAGCUAAAAUAUUUGAACUUGGAGUUUACGGGGAAACUUGAUUCUGUUCCACCAAAUUUAAUAUCAAGUUUUCCCAUGCUGAAAGUUUUGAGAAUGUUCAAAUGUGGUUCUUCUGACAAAAUUCUUUUUGAAGGUGAAAUAUCCAUGAUAGAGGAAUUGCAGGGUUUGAAACACUUUGAUGUGUUGACUUUGAGCAUUCGAAGUACAGCUUGCUUCCACAAGUUUCUCAAGUACCACAGGUUAGUGACCUGCACUGAAACUCUUCUUCUCAUGGAUCAGAAAAACCGUUCGAGCUUUCUUGAUUUAACAUCUCUGCUGAACAUGAAAAAUCUUGAUUUGCUUCAAAUUUCUGAGUAUCCAAAUUUGGAAGAAAUAGACAUUGAUUGGGCAGGAGCAACUAAUGAUCCUCGGAACUCAAUCAUGACAAACCAAAGUUGCUACAUUGCUCUUCAACAAGUAUCUGUAAGCUCUUGCUUCCAAUUGAAUGAUGUGACGUGGCUCAUUUUUGCUCAGAAUCUCAUCAGUUUAUAUGUAUAUGGCUGCGCCGGAAUGCGGGAAAUAAUCAGUUCUCAAAGAUUGGGUGCAAAUGUUGUAAGACACAUGAAACCAUUUGCAAAACUUUCAGUUCUUGAUUUGUGGGGUCUUCCGCUCUUGAGUAGCAUAUAUAGAAGUGCACUGCCAUUUCCAUAUCUGAGUGAAAUCAGAAUAUCUGGAUGUCCAGCACUUAGAGAGUUGCCACUGAACUCCAGCAGUGCCCGAGGAUGUAAUCUCAUCAUCCAAGGAGAGGAAUGGUGGUGGAAUCGCUUACAAUGGCCGAAUGAAGAUGCUCGAAAUGCUUUCCUCCCCUGCUUCAGACGUCUUAGUAGUAAUAAUCAGGGUCUUCCAUGAACAUGGCAGGUGAUGAGUUAUGAUUAAUCUCAAUUAUAUGAAGUAAGAAGCUUUUCUUAUGCACCUUUCUCAAUUCAUUCCCUGUGAAAUACUCAAAUACAGACCAGUUAUUUCCUGUAUUAUUGUUGUUUGGAUAUUCAAAAUAAAGAUAAAGUGGAUGA